Molecule: messenger RNA, 448 nt
Organism: Suncus etruscus (white-toothed pygmy shrew)
Lineage: Eukaryota; Metazoa; Chordata; Mammalia; Eulipotyphla; Soricidae
Product: TP53-regulated inhibitor of apoptosis 1-like
Exons: 1
Coding region: 1-231 (76 amino acids)
Source: RefSeq, a predicted model, not a curated record
AUGAACAGCGUCGGGGAGGCCUGCACCGACAUGAAGUGCGAGUACGACCAGUGCUUCAACCGCUGGUUCGCAGACAAGUUCCUCAAGGGCGAUGGCUCUGGGGACCCCUGCACCGCCCUCUUCCAGCGCUACCAGCAGUGCGUGCAGAAAGCCAUCAAGGAAAAGGAGAUUCCCAUCGAAGGACUGGAGUUUAUGGGCAAUGGCAAAGAAAAACCGGAAGGCUCCUCUUGAUCUCCACAGGCACCUUAAAAUCGGACUCCUCUGCGAAACACUGGAUUUCCUCACCCAAGAUUUCGAAGCCAAGGUGGUGAUGAGGCGCUUAGGAGGAAUUGCUUGUUCUCCUCCUUGAUCUUUUCCUUGUACUCGUCGAAGAAGAUGACUUGCCGUCAUUGGUUUGGGACAAUUCUCUCACUGCUUAGGCACCUUGGAAACUCAGUAAGAGCAAGUG